Vigna unguiculata (cowpea) is the source of this 1164-nucleotide messenger RNA. Its product is annotated as transcription factor MYB14-like. The record is from RefSeq and is a predicted model, not a curated record. Lineage: Eukaryota; Viridiplantae; Streptophyta; Magnoliopsida; Fabales; Fabaceae.
UUGUUUUGGCUGGCUGAUUCUGAGUUGAAGUUUAAAGGAAAGAGAGAAGAGUGAUUGUUGAUUUGGUGUGUGGAGAAACAGGGACAGAAAAAAUGGGAAGAAUUCCUUGCUGUGAGAGAUUGGGAUUGAACAAAGGGUUUUGGAGUCCUGAGGAAGAUCGCAUUCUCAUCAAUCAUAUCAACACAUAUGGUCACAAAAAUUGGCAUGCUCUACCCAGACAAGCUGGGCUUUCGAGAUGUGGAAAGAGUUGCAGACUCAGGUGGAUAAAUUAUCUUAGGCCAGAUAUUAAACGAGGCAAUUUUACAAGAGAAGAAGAAGACAAGAUAAUCCAGUUGCAUGAAAAGCUGGGAAACAGAUGGUCAGCCAUAGCAGGAAAGUUACCAGGUAGAACAGACAACGAAAUAAAGAACGUGUGGAACACCCACUUGAAGAAGAGGGUGUCCCAACAAGACAAAGACACGAAACAAAAGCUGUCCUUGGUCAGCACACAAAUUCCCAAACAAGAACAACAACAACCCGUGACAGAGGAAAAAAAGGCACUGUCAUCUCCACAGUGUGCAAGCACUGACGUGUCAACCCUCACCACUUCUACCACCAGUGACAGCAGAGACCACAACUGCGCUACUGCUAUUGAUCAUCAACAUCGCUUGCCCGUGAAGACUGAAUCGCUCGAUGAUGAUUUCUGGUCUCAAGUUCUCUCACCUGGUAACGCCGCUCACCGGGACUUCCAAUCUUCACUCUCUCCGUUGUUCACUUCCAAUGGGGUGCAUGCGUCAAGUGCUUACGAUAAUGUCAACUUUUGGUACGAUGUGUACAUGGGAGAACAAGAACUACGAGACUUCUGAUGCUGGCUAAAUAUGAUGUUAGAGAUAUUUCAACUGAACAUGAUAGUUAGUUAGACGCAAAUUUGUUUAUUAGCUAAUUAGUAAUAGGUAUAUGUUUUGUUGCCUUUUGAACUUUUGGACUUGAGGAUGAGUUUUUGAGCAUGUGAACUUCAAUGAAUUUCUGGUCCUGUGGACAGGGAUGGUGGUUUGGGCCAAAUAAGAAAAAGUGUGCGGCUAGCCUUGAUUUUUUGUGUACUUGGUAUUUUAGCCCGUUGGUCCAUUUAGACUCUUUCUGUUUAACUCUCAAGGUCAACUAUGGGCUAACGAUGGACCCAUCCGU